This is a messenger RNA of Botrytis byssoidea, 534 nucleotides long. RefSeq lists its product as uncharacterized. The transcript has a single exon. Lineage: Eukaryota; Fungi; Ascomycota; Leotiomycetes; Helotiales; Sclerotiniaceae. The coding region runs from base 1 to 534 and encodes 177 amino acids. The record is from RefSeq and is a predicted model, not a curated record.
AUGCCUUUCUCAAUCAGCUCAUCCAUCGAAAAGCUUUUCGGCCACCGCUGUUGGCAUCCUCCUCAUUGCCACAUCUGUCGAACUGGCAUAUACAACCGUAAACUCCCCAAAAAGACCCCUAAAGAAACCAUCUCCUUCCGAUCAAUCGUCGACGAACACUUAACCUCAAUCAUCCGCGAGGAUCCCCGAUUUUUCCAACGAAGAUUUUUCGGUUCCUACAUGGGACCUAUAACUCUCCAUCUCGCCGUCUCGGAAAAUGAACACGUGCAUGAAUAUCUUUGUUUCGAUUGGGGGAGACCGGAAAGACGGAAUUUGGAUUUCCAGGAGAAGGUAGUGGAAACUCAACAAGAUCUUGUCAAGUCUUGGGAGCGGGCGGAGAGAGGUUCGCCGAAAAAUGGAAAAAUAAUGGUGUAUGAAGAGCGUUUUGUGGUUACGCGUGUCGAUACAGAGAUUUGUCGCCGCAUGUAUCCAAUGAGUCCUACGAGAUAUUGGAAGGCUAAACAUAUUUUAACGAGGACAUAUGUAGAUGUGUAA